Messenger RNA from Penicillium olsonii, 747 nucleotides. The record is from the annotation of a GenBank genome assembly. Lineage: Eukaryota; Fungi; Ascomycota; Eurotiomycetes; Eurotiales; Aspergillaceae.
AUGCGUCUCACCGUCGAGCUCAUCCAAAAUUCGCUAUCAUACAUUAAUCCGCUCACAGACCGCGAGCUGGAUCUCCGAGGGCACAAGAUCCCCACCAUUGAGAACCUGGGUAUCGCCAAAGAUCAAGACGCAAUCGACUUCACCGACAACGACCUGUCCUCCCUAGGGAACUUCCCAUUCUUCCCCCGCCUCCGCACUCUCCUCCUUGCCCGCAACCGCAUCAAUCACAUCCAACCGUCACUAGCAACAUCCAUCCCUGCUCUGAAGACGCUCGUGUUGACAGCGAACAACCUAUCCGAGCUAGCGGAUCUUGAUCCGCUGCGCGAUCUCCGCCAUCUGACCCACCUCACCCUGCUCGAGAACCCAUUGACACGGAAAGAGAACUAUCGCUACUGGGUCAUCUGGCGCAUUCCCUCCGUCCGUUUCCUCGACUACCAAAAAGUAUCUGACGCCGAGCGCGCCAAGUCCGCCGAGCUCUUCGGCACAGUCGAAGAACCUUCCUCCCUCGCAUCUAAAAUCCUCGGCGUGAAGUCCCGCACCUUCGACGUCCCCGCUACUACAUCCGCCCCCGCUGAAAAGGGCAUUCGCGUACAGCUGACAGAUGCGGAGCGCAAGCGUGUGGAGAAGAUGAUUCGCGAGGCGAAGAGUCUGCGGGAGAUUACGAGGUUGGAGAAAGAGCUUAAUGAAGGUCGGAUACCCGGUGGUGCGCUUGGGGAUGCAGAUGGCGACCAGGACAUGCAGAUGUAA